AUGGUCAUUGUAGCUGUCGCCGGUGGAACCGGGGGAGUUGGUAAAACAAUUGUUGAAAGCUUGGCGGGGCAUUCCCAGCACCAAGUCAUAGUGUUGACUCGCAGCGUGGACUACGAUGAUAUUCCCUCUCUUGUCCAGGUCCUGGAGCAGCAUGCUAUCCAUACCAUCAUAUCCGCAAUUGGGAUCUUCGAUGCCACGACCAGUCAAUCUCAGUUAAACCUCAUCCAGGCUGCGGAGAAAUCCAGCGUCACAAAAAGAUUUGUUCCUAGCGAGUAUUCUUUUAUUCAAACCAAGGAUCUCCUCCCCAUUGACCCCAGCAUUCAACAUUGGCUCGAUGCCGCUGAGCUUCUCCAGAAAAGCCACCUUCAGUACACGCGGGUCAUACCUGGCUUCUUCAUGGACUACUGGGGCAUGCCUGUGGUGCACACGAAUCUCACGCCCUGCACGUUUGGCAUCAACAUCCAGCACUGUCAGGCUGCCAUCCCAGGCGACGGAAAUGACCGUUUCUGGUCAGAUUACUGGAUGUUGAGAUUACUGGAUGUUGAGGACUGGCCUGAAUUCAGCAUUGUUGUUGGCGACGAGGUCACGUACAAUCAGCUUCUGGAGAUGGCCGAGGAGAUUCGAGGUCAGAAGUUCCAGGUCACUUACGACAGUAAAGAAAGUAUCAAGGACGGUCGGGUUACCAUUCCUCCAAUGCCCGAAGGAAAUCCCUACUCCCCAGAGGAUCUACAAGAGAUGACCGCCUUGGUGAGCCGACUGACGAUAGCCGGUGUUUUCAACCUACCAGAUCAAAAUCGUGUGAACGGCAGAUUCCCUGACAUACAACCAGUAAAGAUGAGGCAAUUCCUACAAGAUGCGUGGAGCAACUACAAAGGGACCAAAUAG
This is a messenger RNA of Aspergillus viridinutans, 885 nucleotides long. RefSeq lists its product as uncharacterized. Lineage: Eukaryota; Fungi; Ascomycota; Eurotiomycetes; Eurotiales; Aspergillaceae. The transcript has 5 exons. The record is from RefSeq and is a predicted model, not a curated record. The coding region runs from base 1 to 885 and encodes 294 amino acids.